AUGGUCAAGUCAAUCCUCCUCAUCAACGGCCCCAACCUCAACCUCCUGGGUACCCGCGAACCCCACAUCUACGGCUCAACCACCCUCCCCGACGUCGAAGCCAGCGCAAAGGCCCAAGCCACCAGUCUCGGCUGCACCCUCGAGACCUUCCAGAGCAACCACGAAGGCGCAAUCGUUGACCGUAUCCAGGAGGCUCGUGGUAAGGUUGACGGCAUCAUUAUCAACCCUGGCGCGUACACGCACACUUCCGUCGCGAUCCGGGAUGCGUUGCUUGGUGUUGCUAUUCCCUUUAUCGAGCUCCAUGUGAGCAACGUGCACGCUCGCGAGCCGUUCAGACACCACUCUUACUUCAGCGAUAAGGCUGCUGCUAUCAUUGUUGGACUGGGUGUCUAUGGAUAUAAGGUUGCUGUUGAGCAUAUUGCGGUUAACUUCAAGGAGUUGGAGAAGGCUAGCCUGUAA
Molecule: messenger RNA, 459 nt
Organism: Penicillium pulvis
Lineage: Eukaryota; Fungi; Ascomycota; Eurotiomycetes; Eurotiales; Aspergillaceae
Product: type II 3-dehydroquinate dehydratase
Exons: 1
Coding region: 1-459 (152 amino acids)
Biological process (GO): quinate catabolic process
Molecular function (GO): 3-dehydroquinate dehydratase activity
Source: RefSeq, a predicted model, not a curated record